This is a messenger RNA of Nematostella vectensis (starlet sea anemone), 4442 nucleotides long. RefSeq names its product erythroid differentiation-related factor 1. The coding region runs from base 189 to 3713 and encodes 1174 amino acids. NCBI's taxonomy places the organism in Eukaryota, Metazoa, Cnidaria, Anthozoa, Actiniaria, Edwardsiidae. The record is from RefSeq and is a predicted model, not a curated record. Gene Ontology annotation, biological process: positive regulation of DNA-templated transcription. Gene Ontology annotation, molecular function: protein binding. The transcript has 27 exons.
AUGGUCGACAACAAGAGAAGUGGACACGCAAAAACAGUGUGAAAGUCUUGUGUUUUAUAGAAAAAUCCCCAAAAUAUGCAAAAUAACAAAGAACGAGAUGCAUCUGAUGCAAUUUCAGAGCAGUCUGAAGAUGACCAACAGGUUUUAUCCUUAUUCGAGCAUUCUGAUGUCUCUUUCAGAGCGAGAAAAUGAAGGUUCAUUCAACGGCAAUAGUCAAAUACACGAGUUUUGCUCCACCGGUUUUACCCUAUUGGAGGCUUAGCCAGGACACUAACCUCAACAUUGCUCCAGCAAAUUGGCUUAGAGAUGGCCGGUUUUCAGAUGUUUUACCACAGAGUCGUAGACCUGUUGAUUUUUCAAGUUUUGAGAUUGCUCACACCUUUCUGGAUACUAUUGGUGAUGUAGAUGUGAUUUCAGAUGCUGAGAACAUCAAGAAGUUAUUGAAAAUGCCACAUAGUAAGGGAGAGAUUAGCAUAGCUGUCCACAGGAUUGGCAGGACCUUGCUCCUUGAUGAUCUGGAUUUACCAGGCUUACUUUCUUAUGCAUCACAGAGUGGAGGUUUUAGCAACUACAAAUGGCUGCUGGAUUUCUAUUGUGAGCAAAGUGGGAUACCAAAGGGUGCUGACUUCAGGAAAAAGAAAAACAGAAAUCAAGCAAGAGAAAGGGAUAUUCUCUCAAAGUUUCUCCAUUACAGUAUCCAGCAAAGUAGUGAAGACCCUUCUAGAAGACCACCUUAUGAGCAGCCAGCCACCCCUCCUGAUGUCAAGCCAAACAUCAGUGAUCCAGGGGGGCCAGUUGUGGUGACAGAGCCAGAGGAAGAAGACGCUCUUCCAGAGCCCAAGCAAAGGUCUCCAUUUCAGAGAAAUAUUCUGUGGCGUUUUGAGGACAUUCAUAUGCUAGUUGGUUCAAAUCUACCUAUCUUUGGAGGAGGCAAAUACCCUGCUGUGAGUCUAAGGCUCAGGGACUGUGACAAACCAAUAAAUGUGCUGACUGGGCUGGACUACUGGUUGGAUAACCUCAUGUGUAAUGUGCCCGAGGUCGCCAUGUGUUACCAUGUGGAUGGGAUAGUUCAGUAUUAUGAGCUAUACAAGACAGAAGAACUGCCCAAUCUCAAGGAUAGCACCUUCUCGCCUCAGGUCGUCAAGGACAUAGCAAAGAACCUCUUGUCUUUUAUGAAGUCAAACUGCACGCAGGAGGGCCACACCUACUGGCUCUACAAAGGUAACGAUAGCGAAGUUGUGAAGCUCUACGAUCUCACUUCAAUCUGUGAAGAGCGGGAUGGGAAUAACUACCAGAAUCUGUUCACUGUUCCUGUGGGUAUGCUGUUCUUCAGAGUGGCGAAGAAUAUGAUGAAGCAAAGAAGGCUAAAUUCACGGGAACAAGGCACCGUUCGACUGCUGCUUGAUAACUGUUUAACACUGAUUGAAGAGCAUAAUUUCCCUGAGAUCGUGGCAUCGGCUAAUUAUCUGCUAUCAGAACUCUACUCUCCCGAUAAUGUGCAUAUUACACCACACGAGUCAUCAGGAGAAUCACAACACAGCUCGAAAGAGGACCUUACCCUGGGUGAUUGCACAGAGGAUAAUGAAAAUACCCCACCGGACGAGAGUGUAAAUAUUCUCGACGUUCGUGAACUCUCCACUCCUGGCAUGUACCAGGACGAAGUGAAGCAGAUGGGCUCGAUGUUGACUGGGAAUGUGGAACAAAGAUGCAAGGCUGCGCUUUCUUACAUCGUGAAGGGCUUACUGUGCCUCAAAAUGGCGGCCGCAUCGCAUGAUGAGCUUCACCAUGGCAACAGUCAAGCCUCGUCCCAGGCCCCCAUCCCCUCCACGGCGUUAUCCAUACGACACGUCAAUAAACCUGAGCCCAGUUCCCCCGAUCCACUCCCCAUCGCCAAGCCAGACAUUCCAGGAAAGAACUCCUUAAUCCUCAUUAAGCCUGUUAAAUGGAAGUCCAAGUCCACUGCGCUACUCCUACGUAAGGCUGCCACGGUUUACCAUUCACUAGCUUGUGUCUCGAACUCGAACGGAAAAUACGGACGAGGCUUAAGGUUUUGUAAACUGGCAUUCAAGUGUUUUGAAGCCCAGCAGAGAUUCGCGGAUAGGACCUCGACUUCUAGCCAAGACAGUGCCAUAUUGCGUUCAGUCUUGUGCGCAUGUGCUGACGCUUACCUGAUGCUGGCCAAGUGUACCGAAGGCCUUUCCAUGCACGGCGAAGACUUCAAAAACUUGUCUAGCGAUGACCUCGCGCUGUCUGAGUCGGCAGGCGAGUGUGUCAGCGGUAUACCUGGCACGUUUUAUAGCAAAGUGGAAUUUAUCGUUUCCAUGGAAAGGAACUUUUGUACUAGUGUUGAGCUGUACGAGGCGGCGCUAGACCUGAUGGGUAAAGAUACUCAAGAGGAGGAGUUCGUGAGCAUCGCUCGUCGCGUUGGCAACGUCAAGAACGAGUUGGGCGUGCAUUAUAUGAACUGCGCAGCAGCAGAGCUACACCGCGAGGUACCCCCGACUAGCGCCGAGCGGGACUUAUGGCGGAAAAGCAUCUCGUUCUUUGAGAGUGGAAUACGCGCCUUCGAGACUAUUGACGACAGGGCAAAUAUGGCAUUGCUGUAUUCAAACUCUGGUCGACUUAUGCGGCUGUGCGCGCAGGCAGUUGCGGGAUACGGGACAACCCGCGGGCAGUUCUCACAGGAGGAGAGAGCAUUCUUCAACAAGGCUUUCGAGCUCUAUAAUCAGGCUCUGCGCACCUUAGCGGAGCGGAGGGUAUGUCCGGGAGUCUGGGACACAGUCACGUGGGAGCUUAGUGGAGCUUACAACUCUAUGGCCGUGCUUCUACAGGACUACCCUCCCCUCUCCUUAGUCUCCCAUCAACAGGUUGAAAAGGAGGUCACUGAACUCAUGAUGAAAGCGUUAAAGCUCUGCGAACCAGGUCCCAGUAAGCUCCCGGGCAAAUCCCAGGCCCCUGGCGACGUGGAAAGAAGAGUGGGGACUAUUCACCACCGUCUGGCAUCUCUUUAUCAUAAUGCUUACAGGAACGAGGUGUCCGACCACCUUAAAAAGAAGCAGCGCUCCCUGGCCGAGCUGCACUACGCCAAAGCGUGCACGUACAUCCGAGCAGACGUCUUCCCUUGCGAGUGGAUGCGGAUCCUUUUGGAGCGAGUCGCUAUGUGCGAGCAUCAGCUCGCUCUCCAUACGGGCUCAUCAGCUGCCGUCAAGACGUUGCAAGUUGCUCUGGGGUCUCUACUCGAGGCUAGAAAGGCCCUGGUAGUGCUGAGCACACAUGGAGGGAGAAGUUCGCGCACAGAAAAGAGAUCUGGCAGUUUUGAGUCACCUGAUCGCGUGAAAGGUAAAGAGGGUGCACUUGAUGCCCAGCAGGAGGUCGCUUCAGGGUUAACAGACAACGACUCGUCUCUUUGUGAAAAAGGCAUCCGGGACAUACCAGUCAAAGAGGGCGUGGCUGAGCACGUGGACGAAGGUGAACUCGAUGUUCUUGUGUCAAUACUAGAGGCAAGGUUGAACAACGCUCUGAAAGAACUCGUCAAAGGUCUCAGUCAGAAGGGCCGAGGUAAGGGUCCGGAGCAGACGGGUCUGGACAAAGCGAAGCGAAUGUACUCCGUAGCGCUCAGAGCCACAACGCAAGGAAGCAAAGGGGACGUUAAGGCCAAGGCAAAUGCUCUUGCUGAGGCGCUCAGUGCUAUAGAUGAAAUCAGGAAUUCUUGACAGAGGUCUCACGUGGGCUUGCUAUGGAUUAUUUUAUUUCUAACAUUUCGUAUCAUCAAAAAAAAAAAACUACUUUGCUGGUUCCUGUGUUGCUAGCCUCCAAUGCAGGCGUUUAGCCGGUGUUUUAUAGCGUAAAUCCUGUUAGAAAUACACGCAAAUGAAUCCAGUGGAUUGUUUCAUCUUCAUUUGCGUGUAUUUGCAUUGAAUACGGCUCAUGGAUAAUACAACGUUUGAACUUAGCCUCAGUUUAUUUUCAUUUGUCUGACUAUAAUGUUUUGCCUAUUCCAUUGCAAUUAUAUUGGAAUUGAUCGCCAAGCGCGCACGUAUCUUUUUUGAUCUCGUUGUCCUAGCCGCCGUCGUGGUACUUAUGCUAGGUCCCUAGUAAUAGUUAAUAUAGCUUAAAGAUUUGGGAUCCCUGUGGCCCAUCCCUCAAGCUUGAAAAUAAAGAAAAUAACGACCUCUUAUAAAUAUAUAACCUAUAUAAUAUACAAUAUGUAUAUAACUUUUUUUGUGUUGUUGUGUGAAAACAACUCACUGUCUGAUAACAUUUCUUUGUGACAGAAGUAGAACAAGAAAUAAGCGCAUAAACACGGCCUAUUUAAAGAUUGGCCCUCUUCCACUAAAUAAUGUCGAGGGGACAAGAAUCCAAGAGGAUUCAUGAAUUAAAUACAGUUGCUCUAGAGCUGUUGGAAGUGACUUAUUAAAGUAAGUAAAAGACAGAAUGAAGAA